AUGAGGGAGGUUGCCCGUUUAUUGAAGCAUACCACAUCUAUAGUACGAUCAGCUACGUUUCGUUAUUGUUCUGUUACCAAGCCAGUGGAAUCAGAAACGGCUGCUUCUGGUUCCACGGAUGACCUAAACGAGUUUGUAAGCAGCUUAGGACGAGAUGUAACCGACGCGAACAAGGGGUUGAGUUUCUCUCGUAUGUUGCGAAAGUCGAAAUUCGUUCAGCUAGGCGAUUUUAAUGGACGCCUUGUGACUGGACGUAUUGUGCACCGUGUACAGGAUGAUCUCUACAUCGAUUUCGGAUUAAAAUUCAAUGCAGUCUGUAAAGCUCCUGCUGUGAAUUCCGAAACAUAUCGCGAAGGUGCUACUGUACUGCUACGAUUGCACGAUCCUGAACUGAGUGAACGAUUCCUGGGAUCAGAACACGAUAUGACCUUACUCGAGGCCGAUGCGACCCUUAUACGGCUGCUACAUUCUCCAUCUGGCAAAGGCGGUAUGAAAGCCAGGAAGAGCUCGCCUGCUGAUGCUCCAGCUGCCAACGCGGUGCCCUCAACAACCUAA
Necator americanus (New World hookworm) is the source of this 555-nucleotide messenger RNA. RefSeq lists its product as uncharacterized. The transcript is spliced from 5 exons. Bases 1 to 555 code for a protein of 184 amino acids. Lineage: Eukaryota; Metazoa; Nematoda; Chromadorea; Rhabditida; Ancylostomatidae. Gene Ontology annotation, cellular component: mitochondrial small ribosomal subunit. The record is from RefSeq and is a predicted model, not a curated record.